Trypanosoma grayi is the source of this 813-nucleotide messenger RNA. Its product is annotated as 1-acyl-sn-glycerol-3-phosphate acyltransferase. Gene Ontology annotation, cellular component: endoplasmic reticulum. Gene Ontology annotation, biological process: phosphatidic acid biosynthetic process. The transcript has a single exon. NCBI's taxonomy places the organism in Eukaryota, Euglenozoa, Kinetoplastea, Trypanosomatida, Trypanosomatidae. Gene Ontology annotation, molecular function: 1-acylglycerol-3-phosphate O-acyltransferase activity. The coding region runs from base 1 to 813 and encodes 270 amino acids. The record is from RefSeq and is a predicted model, not a curated record.
AUGGGCUCCCCUAUCAUUAUUCGCUUGAUUGUGACGACAUACUUCAUGAUCCUCAUGAUCAUUCACUGGAUUAUAGCGUGGAUUCUUCAGGUCAUUCUCAUGGCUGUGACGUACCCGUUUGUAAGCCGAGAGGUGCAGCAAGAUUGGUGCGGGUACAUCUUCCACGCCGCAAACUUCUUUAGCGCCGACUUCCUGAAUCCAUUUUGGAAGCACCACAUACUAAAACCGUUCCCCGAGGUAAAGGAUAAGAAACUCAUCGUGAUGAUGAACCACUUAAGUAAUGCGGAUCCGUUUCUACUGGUGAGGGUGCUGUUCCCACGUGACGCCUCGUGGGUUGCAAAGGACGAACUCUUCCGUGUCCCAUUUGGGGGAUGGUGCAUGGGUAACGCAGAUGAUUUGAAGGUUCACUUUAAGAAUAAGAAAGCGGGAUUUGACACAAUCAAGGGAACAGUCGGCGUCAUGAUGGAGGAGGCACGCAAGAAGCUGCGCCGUGGCCGUCCCAUCGCCAUCUUCCCUGAAGGCAUCCGAAACAAAAAUCCGGAGGGCGGCCUGCUACCGUUCCGUCUCGGUUUCUUCACACUUGCUGUGGAGGAGGGCGCCACAGUUGUCCCUGUGGCAAUCAGCGGUACACAGGACUGCUGGCCUCGCGGGUCGCCAUUGCUGGACAAGGCCGACACAUACUUCUCGUGUGGCGAACCCAUCGACGCGUCGAUGUUCAAGACAGCAGAAGAUCUGCGGGACUACGUUUGGCAAAGGCUGACGGAAAUCCGCGAGUCCCACCCGGACCGACAAGGGGCGAAGAAGCAGCAGUAG